This is a messenger RNA of Nicotiana tabacum (common tobacco), 1122 nucleotides long. RefSeq lists its product as uncharacterized. The record is from RefSeq and is a predicted model, not a curated record. Lineage: Eukaryota; Viridiplantae; Streptophyta; Magnoliopsida; Solanales; Solanaceae.
AUACAAGUGAAAAACCCCUAUCAAAACCCCUUAGGUGGCCCAGUUCUCUUGCUCUUCCGAUUCGAUUGCAGUGCAGAGCAAAGCAGAGAGAGACGCAAAAAUUUACAUAUAUGAUUCGUCAGACUUUCUGUUCAAACUCAGCAUCAAACUCUCGUCGCUGGAUUUCUUCGACAACACAACUUCAUGGCUCCUCUUGGAUGGACAAGAUUAAAGGUGCAUUCGCCGGCUGUCAAAAGACCUCCUCUGAACCUGAAUUACCCACCUCUCAGUCAUUCACUCUCCUUCGAUUUGCGGACGAAUUGAGCAAAGCGAGGAAAUUGGGGACUCUGAAGCAGUACAUUGUAGGGCGAAGUAGCGAAGCUACAUUUGCUGAUGCUUUUGAGAAGCAAGAAUCGAUUAUCAGAUAUCUUGGUGCUUUGGAUCCCACUGGAGAGAAUCUUCAAACAAUUCAAAAGCAAGAGGCAGCAAAACAUUGCAAGUGCACAAUAGCUGAUGUUGAGAAUACAUUGGCAAAGUUUACUUGGGCAAAAGAAGCACAAACGAAACUUGAGAAGAUGAAGGAAGAAGGGAAGCCAAUGCCAAAGAACAUGGCUGAGGUUCAAAAGUUGAUGGGUUCAUCCCCGAUGGAUGUUGCACGAUCGAACUUGGCUAAGAGUGGGCAUAUUAGUAGGAAUGCAUUCUGUCCUUGUGGUUCCAAGAAGAGAUACAAAAGGUGUUGCGGGAAGGAUUCAACAAUUUAAAGAAACAGGAGAGAAUAAGUCAACAAAUCUAGCUAAAGAUGAGGGGCAAACAUGUCCAAAAGAAGAAAUUCUUCAAUGGUCGGAAUGACAUUUCCUUUUUGUACUCUUGAUAUUCUUUUUCCCCUUUUCUCCUGGCGUACGUGAAAAAGAGUGACAAACUCAUUUUUAUUCGGUCAUGGUUUGGUCAAUAGAACUAGAGUCGGCUUCCUUAAUUAAGUCCGUUGUUCCUCAGUAGCUCGGUAAUAUUUAGUGUGGCAGAUUGUUGAUUACUAGCAAUAACUCGUGAUUCCAAACGAUGUGCAGACGGCUUGUCAGUUGAUUGCUGUGGGUGCCAAUGUUAUGUCGUUUAAUAAUUAGAAAUGAACCUGUAUGUUCGCUAAUG